Cajanus cajan (pigeon pea) is the source of this 1114-nucleotide messenger RNA. RefSeq lists its product as uncharacterized. The record is from RefSeq and is a predicted model, not a curated record. NCBI's taxonomy places the organism in Eukaryota, Viridiplantae, Streptophyta, Magnoliopsida, Fabales, Fabaceae.
AACACUAUCAAAUUGAUCAAUCUGACCAUUGUCAGAACUUGUAAGUCCUAAUUAGUUCAGAAACAAAAGCCUUCACCUUUACCCUUCCCUAGGACCAUCACCCCUUUUCAAGAUUCCCAUUCACCAUCCCUUCUUGUCAAAGGAUAAAGUACCAUUUCCCGCCACAAAAGCCCUUCGCUUCAUCCUCUUCCCUCCCCUAUAUCACACUGUUUCUCUUUUCUACGCAAAAAGACCAUUGUCCACACACACACACCAAAACCAAACACCAAAAAAGAUGAAGGGCACAUCCAAAUUCAUCAUGGGAGCAACCUUGGCAAUGGUGGUAAGCCUCGCCAUUGUUCUAGGCCUCAUACUAGUGCUACUAGCUGAACUCUACUGUUCUCUCUUACUCCGCCGCAGAAAAACCAACUCCAACACCAACACCAACACCAUUCCCAUCUCCACCACUCAAACUACCACAACCAUAUCAAGUGCUCCCCCUUCACACACACCACCACACUCUCCUCCUCCCCCUUUGGCCAACAUUUAUUCACAAGGUGUCCUCCAAGCCCCUAGAACCUUCCUUUUCCCUUCCAAAGAUGAACAAAGCACAACUCCACGUGGCAUUGGUCUUGUCACUCUUUCACCAUCCCCACUAGCAUCAUUCUUGGCCAGAGCUCCACCACAACACACACUUCAAGUCAGUGCUAGUGAGGAGCACCUUGUGUACAUUUCCAACCCCAUUUAUGAAGAGGGAAAAGCAAGUGAAGCAAACACACCGUUCGAGACGCCACACACUUCACCCUCAAGGUUAGAGAGAAGUGGUUCUUCUGGCGAUGAUGAUGAUCAUGAUGCUGAGGCUGAGGCUCUAGCAUCCCUUUGUGGUUGUGCUCAUCAUUCACCACCUAAAGUGAUACUUACGCCACCUCUCACCCCUAUCAAGAAGCUACCAGCAGAGGCUUCUUCUGUUUCUCUUAGAGAUGCCACCUCCUUGAGUGAUUCUCAUAGCGUCAAUGGCCCCUCUUCUUCCUCCUCGGAUUCCCCUUGUACUUCUCCUUCGUGGUGAUUUUGCUUUGUUAAUGUACAAGUGAAAAUUAUUGCAUGAUAUGGAGCGACGUGUCCAUGGUUUUGGUUA